GUGGGGAAGGGCUUAAAGGCUGAGUCAAAAGCCAAGAAGUCUCUUUAUUUACGCCUACCUCCCAGCCCCUGGCAAUCUGACUAAUAACAAACUGAGCUAACAGGAAAGACUAGAAAGAACAGAGAGAACACAGGAGCAGCUUGCAUUUAAAAAUCUGACAAACAAAGUGAUCAAGUCAAGCUCUGCUGAGCAUCUUGUUUAUUUACUGCAUCCAAAUGCUUGCAAACAGUUAACUAUAUGCAGAAAAGUCAGCCUAGCUGUGAAGUAUGCUGUGAAUUUUAAUUGAGGAAAAAGGACAACUGCUUACAGGAUGGUCUGAUGUGCAUGGCUGCCUAGAAGAUUUUUUCAGUUGAAUGCUUUGUACUUUGUCUUCUGAACAAGGAUUUUAACUUACUGUAGUAUUACUAGAGCUUGCAGCAAAGUGAAACUUGGAAGAAAGUGUGCAUUUUUCACUGGGAAAAUUUACAUUGCAUUGAAGCAGCCGCUCCAACUGUGCAUUGCUGAGUGUUUCAGGGAGUGUUACUGCUGUACAGAAUCUGCUGGACAAGAUGAAGCUUUGGAUUUUUAUUCUAUAUUCAGUUGUGGUUGCAUCUGAUCCUUUCCAGUCACAGUCUUCUUUUUCUUCAGCCAGAGGAUCUUGUCAGAGUCUGUGUUCCUGUGAAGAAAAGGAUGAUACCAUUAUUAUAAACUGUGAUGAAAGAGGCAUCAAGACGGUAUCAGAAAUAAAUGUCCCACCAUCACGGCCUUUCCAUCUUAAUCUGUUAAACAAUGGCCUGAGUAUGUUACACAUGAAUGAUUUUGCUGGCCUUGUUAAUGCUAUCUCUCUACAUCUUGGUUUUAACAAUAUUGCAGAUAUUGAGCCUGGGGCUUUCAAUGGUCUCAGCCUUCUUAAACAACUUCAUAUCAAUCACAAUUCUUUAGAAACACUUAAAGAAGAUACAUUUAAUGGAUUGGAAAAUUUGGAGUUUCUUCAAGCAGACAACAAUUUCAUCACAGUGAUUGAAGCAAGUGCCUUUAGCAAGCUCAACAGGCUUAAAGUGCUUAUUUUGAAUGACAAUGCCAUUGAGUCUCUUCCUCCAAACAUAUUUCGUUUUGUGCCAUUGACCCAUUUAGAUCUGCGUGGAAACCAGUUACAGACACUGCCCUAUGUUGGCCUUUUGGAACACAUUGGUAGAAUACUAGACCUUCAGCUGGAAGACAAUAAAUGGGUCUGUAACUGUGAUUUGUUGCAGCUGAAGAUAUGGCUAGAAAACAUGCCUCCUCAGUCAAUAAUAGGUGAUAUUGUAUGCAAUAGUCCUUCAGUUAUUAAAGGCAGCAUCUUAAGCCGGUUGAAAAAAGAAUCACUUUGUCCCACUCAUCCUGUCAAUGAACUGGAAGAUCCUUCAGGGUCACUGCCCCUGGUUGUAACCACCUCUAUCAGUGAUAGUCACCUAUCGACUAAGGUGAUUCCUCUUCUGAAAGCUCCUACUAAAGAACCAAGUUUAGUGCUUCACACUUCAAAGCCUACUUCGUUUCCAGGAAUCUCUUGCCCUGUCCCCUGUCACUGCACCAGCCAUAUGCUCUCAGGAGUUCUUAUGCACUGCCAGGAGCGAAAUAUUGAAAGUCUGUCUGAUUUAGGACCCCCUCCUUCAAAUCCUAAAAAGCUUAUUCUAGCUGGAAACAUUAUUCAGACAUUACUGAAAUCAGAUCUGGUGGACUAUACCAGCCUGGAAAUGCUUCACCUGGGGAAUAAUCGCAUUGAAAUCCUUGAGGAAGGUUCCUUUAUGAAUCUGACUAGACUACAGAAAUUAUAUCUCAAUGGCAAUCAUCUUACAAAGUUAAGCCAGAAUCUUUUUCUUGGUCUUCAGCACCUUGAGUACUUGUACCUUGAAUAUAAUGCCAUCAAAGAAGUUUUGCCAGGGACAUUUAAUGCAAUGCCAAAACUGAAAGUCCUGUACUUAAAUAACAACCUUCUGCAGGCUUUGCCACCCCAUAUCUUUUCAGGUAUUCCCCUUACUAGAUUAAAUCUGAAAACAAACCAAUUUGCUCAUUUGCCUGUGAGCAAUGUCUUGGAUGAGCUGGAUAUGCUGGUGCAAAUUGAACUUGAAGACAACCCUUGGGACUGUACCUGUGAUUCAGUUGGGCUGCAAAAAUGGAUACAAAAACUGAGUAAGAAUACCAUGAUGGGUGAUAUUUUUUGUAAAUCUCCAGGGCAUCUAGCAAAAAAGGAAUUAAAAUCCCUAAACAGUGAAGUCUUGUGUCCAGGUUUAAUAAACAACCCUGCCCUACCAACUCAUGCUAGUUUUGUAGUUGUGACAACUUCUUCUCCUACUGCCAACACUGCAGAUACCAUCCUGCGGUCCCUUACAGAUGCUGUCCCACUUUCUGUUCUAAUAUUAGGACUGCUCAUUGUGUUUAUAACUAUUGUAUUUUGCGCAGCAGGAAUAGUUGUUCUUGUUCUGCAUCGGCGACGAAGGUGCAAAAAGAAACAGGUGGAUGAGCAAAUGAGGGACAGUAGCCCGGUUCACCUGCAAUACAGCAUGUACGGGCAUAAGACAACACACCACACAACAGAGCGCCCAGCUGCAACUCUCUAUGAGCAACGUAUGGUUACCCCCAUGGUUCAGGUCUACCGCAGCCCAUCCUUCAGCCCCAAGCAUACUGAGCAACAACAGGAGGAGGGAAGUGAGAAGGAAGCUAAUGAUUCCAAAUAUCUUCGCCGAAGUCUCCUGGAAAGAGAGAACAGUUCGCCGCUUACAGGUCCAAAUGUCAAAUAUAAGGCUACAGAUCAAUCUGCUGAAUUUCUGUCUUUUCAGGAUGCUAGCUGCUUGUAUAGAAACAUUCUUGAAAAAGAGAGAGAACUCCAGCAACUAGGGAUCACAGAGUACCUAAGAAAAAACAUUGUCCAGCUCCAGCCUGACAUGGAAGUUCAUUAUCCUGGAGCACAUGAAGAGCUGAAGCUAAUGGAGACGCUCAUGUACUCCAGGCCAAGAAAGGUUUUUCUAGAACAAACUAAAAAUGAGUAUUUUGAACUCAAGGCUAACUUACAUGCUGAGCCUGACUACCUGGAAGUCCUGGAGCAACAAACAUGAAGUGAUAAUAUUUUGGGCUGGGGCCGAAUUUCUGUAAUUCUAUUUUAAGUUGGAACCAUUGUAAAUAAAAGUGCCUUAUAAUAUGUCAACAGUCAGAACUUAAGCACAGCAGUAAUCCUAGCAAAGAAAAACUCAGGGAUCACUGUGGGAAGCCAUGGGAUUGUGCGCAGGAAAUAUGUGUCACCUCAAAUUAAACGUGAAUUUUGUGUGAUUGAACUGUGGGAGGAAGAUUGCUUAUUGCAAUAUUCCUUAUAACUUUGAAAAGGUGUGUAUGGCAUUCCAUUCUGUACCCAAUCUAUGGAAAAAUAUUCAUUACCUUUACUCUUUCUUUUUUUACCCCACAUUUAAUUAGAUUCCUUAAAAAAAC
This is a messenger RNA of Neopelma chrysocephalum (saffron-crested tyrant-manakin), 3438 nucleotides long. RefSeq names its product SLIT and NTRK like family member 6 (gene SLITRK6). Gene Ontology annotation, cellular component: membrane. Bases 549 to 3071 code for a protein of 840 amino acids. The record is from RefSeq and is a predicted model, not a curated record. Gene Ontology annotation, molecular function: protein binding. NCBI's taxonomy places the organism in Eukaryota, Metazoa, Chordata, Aves, Passeriformes, Pipridae. The transcript is spliced from 2 exons. Gene Ontology annotation, biological process: regulation of presynapse assembly; axonogenesis; positive regulation of synapse assembly.